AUGGCUACCUGCGAACCGAUAUUCAAAUUGUUGAGAAAAAACCAGUCGAUUGUAUGGAACAACGAUUGCCAAGCGACAUUCUAUAAAAUAAAAAAGUACUUGCUAGAACCACCAAUCUUGAUACCACCGGUUCCUGGUAGACCCCUCAUUAUGUAUCUCACGGUACUCGAUGAAUCCAUGGGUUGCAUUUUGGGUCAACACGACGACACAGGCAAGAAAGAACAUGCCAUAUACUAUCUCAGCAAGAAAUUCACUGAAUGUGAGACUCGAUACUCACUUUUGGAGAAAAGUUGUUGUGCUUUGACUUGGGCUACUCAACGCCUGAGGCAAUAUAUGAUUUGUCACACUACUUUAUUAAUAUCCAAGAUGGAUCCGAUAAAGUAUAUAUUCGAAAAGCCUGUUGUUACUGGUAGAAUUUCCUGGUGGCAAAUGUUGUUAACCGAGUACGAUAUACAGUAUGUGGCCCAGAAAGCAAUAAAAGGGAGUGUUCUGUCUGACUAUCUCGCUCACCUGCCUGUCGAAGGUUACCAACCGUUGAGGUUCGACUUUCCAGAUGAAGACAUCAUGUUUAUCAGAGACUUCACUAUGCCAGGCUUCGAGGUAAGCCCUGAGGAAGGCCCCGAACCAGGAUCGCAAUGGACGCUCGUGUUCGACGGUGCUUCUAAUGCUCGAGGCCAUGGUAUAGGUGUUAUUAUCACUUCUCCAACUGGUUUCCACCUUCCGUUUACCGCUAGAUUGUGUUUUGACUGCACCAACAAUAUGGCAGAAUAUGAGGCAUGUAUCUACGGUUUAGAGGCGGCAAUCGACUUGAGGAUCAAGAUUCUUGAGGUAUUUGGUGAUUCAGCUCUAGUAAUUAGUCAGGUGAAAGGCGAUUGGGAAACUCGGGAUAUCAAGCUGAUACCUUAUAAUGAGGACAUCAGAAAACUGAUACCCUAUUUUGGUGAAAUCUCUUUUCAUCAUAUUUCUAGGGAGGAAAAUCAGUUGGCAGACCUUCUAGCCACGUUGGCAUCUAUGUUCAAAUUCAAAUGGAAGAAUGAAGCACCAUUCAUCCAGAUUGACCAGUUAGAUGAACCAGCACAUUAUAUAGCAAUUGAGGUCGAUCCUGACGAUAAGCCUUGGUUCUAUGACAUAAAAACAUUUAUGGAGAAAUAA
This is a messenger RNA of Lathyrus oleraceus (garden pea), 1152 nucleotides long. RefSeq lists its product as uncharacterized. Gene Ontology annotation, molecular function: RNA-DNA hybrid ribonuclease activity; nucleic acid binding. The record is from RefSeq and is a predicted model, not a curated record. The transcript has a single exon. Lineage: Eukaryota; Viridiplantae; Streptophyta; Magnoliopsida; Fabales; Fabaceae. The coding region runs from base 1 to 1152 and encodes 383 amino acids.